Saccostrea cuccullata (small rock oyster) is the source of this 567-nucleotide messenger RNA. RefSeq lists its product as uncharacterized. NCBI's taxonomy places the organism in Eukaryota, Metazoa, Mollusca, Bivalvia, Ostreida, Ostreidae. The coding region runs from base 102 to 554 and encodes 150 amino acids. The record is from RefSeq and is a predicted model, not a curated record. The transcript is spliced from 4 exons.
UGUGGAGAGUGCUGUGAAAUCCAAAAUAUAAUCCCGGGGGAUGUGGAAGAAGAUUGGUGUGGAGAUUAUUGCUCAUAGCAUCAGGAGAACGGAAUGCUGCAAUGACAUCACCAAGCGUGCAUCUGAAACGGUUCGAAGUGACGUUUGUGGUGCUUGGUUCGAAGAAUAUAUGGCUUGGAGAGGGAGGAGAGUGUUGCUCAAUUCAAAAUAUAAUCACGGGCGAUGUGGAAGAUGAUUGGUGUAAAGAUUACUGCUGUCACAGCGUUGGGAGAACGGAAUGCUGCAGCGACAUCUCCAAGCGUGCUUCUGAAACGGUUCGAAAGGACGUUUGUGGUGCUUGGCUCGAAGAAUAUAUGGGCUUGGGUCAUAGGUUUCGUUGUGAUUAUUGUGGUUGUCAUCGUAGGAAUCUGUUGCUGCAAGAAAUUUUGUUGCUAAUAAGAAAAUGUUUCAAUGCCAUAGUUACGAAGCAGAUGAUUAUUACAGACGUGAUUGCUGCAGUAUUGUUCUCAAAUAUUCUUAGAGAAAAGAAAACAUUAUUUAAAGAAUGCUUUUAAAAUAAAUUUUCAG